Molecule: messenger RNA, 450 nt
Organism: Halteromyces radiatus
Lineage: Eukaryota; Fungi; Mucoromycota; Mucoromycetes; Mucorales; Cunninghamellaceae
Exons: 2
Coding region: 1-450 (149 amino acids)
Biological process (GO): protein stabilization
Cellular component (GO): membrane; cytosol; nucleus
Molecular function (GO): adenyl-nucleotide exchange factor activity; protein-folding chaperone binding
Source: RefSeq, a predicted model, not a curated record
AUGACCUUAUUAUAUAAUGGUGGGUACCUUCAAGAUGACCAAGCGACCAUUGCAAGUUUGGGGAUUCGACCUUAUGCUACCAUCGUUGUUCUUGGUGAUCAAGUUUUGAAUGAACAAGCGCAACAAACGGCAUCAGGAAACGAAGAAGAAGUAGGAUGCUUAUCAAGGAUUCAAAAAGUGAUGGAUCAAAGUCAAACAUGGGAAAAACGUAUAUCGACUUUGGAACAAGGGGAUAUUCAGGACAAGGAUGAAGUACUCUAUCUCUCGGAAAUGUUGAUGCGGGCAUUGAUCACCUUGGAUGGUGUGGUAUGUCCUUCAUCCUUCACUACUGCUCGACAACAACGACGUGAUGUCGUCCAUUUAUGUCAAAGUCUCUUGGAUCGUGUGGAUAGUUUGAAAUCUUCGUAUCAAGAUGGAAAAAAGGAAAAUGGUAUAGAUGAGUUAGCAUAG